AUGAACACAGUCAAAUCAGUCUACUACGGGUGGGCGACGCUCAUCGCCGCGGGCGGAGGCGCGUACUACUUUGCGAAGAAGUCGAUCAACGCCGACCGGGCGCAGAAAGCGGAGAUGGACCGGGCCAAGCGGCAGCGACAGUAUUCGCUCGAGCAAGCGCACGGGCUGCACGGCGAGGGUAUGGCGUCGUCGAACCCGACGGUCAGCCCCAACGCAGUGGUCAGCGCGGACACGGCGGCGCCGCGGGCGGCGGACAAGGGUGCGCUCGCCGGCGAGAUCAGGCGCGAGGACAGGGCGCACGAGGACAGUGGGAAUCCGAGCUUGCAGGCCAGUCGCGAUCCGGCGGCGACGCGGCAUGCGGCUGAGAUGGAGGGGAGGGAGAAGAGCAAGUACGAGGCGAGCGGUGUGUACAGGAGCAGGAAGGGCGAUCGCUUUUCGUGA
This is a messenger RNA of Didymella exigua CBS 183.55, 441 nucleotides long. RefSeq lists its product as uncharacterized. Bases 1 to 441 code for a protein of 146 amino acids. Lineage: Eukaryota; Fungi; Ascomycota; Dothideomycetes; Pleosporales; Didymellaceae. The transcript is spliced from 3 exons. The record is from RefSeq and is a predicted model, not a curated record.